CAUGAUGUCAUCACAGCAUGCUAUAAGGGCUCUGACAAAUAGCCUGGGAGACACUUUAGAGGAAACACCGCUCAACUGACGGACUGAGGAGCGAGACGAGCCAAGAUUAAAAAGUGGAACGGGCAUGUGAUACUUUGCAGGAGUUAUCUGUGCCCUGGUAUAUUUACAGUGCAUGGGAAGCAGGACUCACAACAACUACCUGUUGAGAUGGCGAAUACCACCUCCCCAACAGCAGGCGGGAACAACUCGUCAUCUACACAACCCUUUGGAGAAACAGUCAUGAUCCUGCUGGGCAUAAUUAUGUCUGUACUCGUAUUCGUCAUUGUCUUUGGAAACAUUCUGGUCAUAACAGCCAUUGCCCGCUUUCAACGUCUGCAGAAUGUCACCAACUGCUUCAUCACAUCCCUGGCCUCUGCCGACCUGGUCAUGGGUCUCAUCGUUAUUCCUUUCGGUGCAAGUAACAUCAUUUUCGAUAAAUGGCACUUUGGUAAAUUCUGGUGUGAUUUCUGGACUGCCACUGAUGUCCUCUGUGUGACCGCCAGCAUAGAGACAUUGUGUGUCAUAUCCCUAGACCGAUAUUUGGCCAUUACUUCACCGUUUCGCUACCAGUCAAUGUUGACAAAGUGCAAAGCUCGACUUCUGAUUCUUCUGGUGUGGGUGAUUGCUGCGCUGAUAUCCUACCCUCCCAUCUUCCUGGAAUGGGGGGCGCUAACAAAUGAUACUAAAGCUGAGGAGUGCCGUGCCAGGAGUGACUGUUGUGAGUUUUAUGUCACUACGACCUAUGCCAUCACCUCCUCUAUCAUCUCAUUCUACAUCCCUUUGUUCAUCAUGAUUUUUGUGUACAGCCGUGUUUUCUGGGAAGCCAGGCUACAGCUGAAAAAGAUCGACCAAAGCGUUGGACGCUUUCACAACACCGACAACAGUGACCUAAAGUCUCUAGACUCUAAAAGUGGACGGGGACUAAAAAAGGCAAAGUUCUGCCUUCGAGAACAUAAAGCCCUAAAGACGCUGGGUAUAAUCAUGGGGGUGUUCACUUGCUGGCUGCCAUUCUUUUUGUUCAACGUGGUGGUGACCAUAAUGCGCUGGGAGUGGGACCCCAAAACCCUCUUCAAGAUACUCAACUGGAUAGGUUAUUCAAACUCGGCAUUCAAUCCCCUCAUUUACUGCAGGAGUCCUGAGUUCAGGUACACUUUCAAGGAAAUCCUCUGUCCAAAGAACAACAUCUUGAGCAACUCAGGACCAGCCAACGGAUACUUCUACAGCCGCAAUAGCUGGCAGAGUGAAAUGCAGGGACGGAGCAAGGGCAGCUCAGACGACAGUGAUGCCAAUGAAAAGUGUCUGGGGAAGGAGUCAGAGGUCUGUGGCGGAGAGGACAAAGCCAUGGACCCUAAUGGAAACUGCAACAAAGCCCUAGCAACUGUAAUGACAAGCCUGUAAAGUUGGAGCGCUGGGACUUCAGUCAUCAGGGAAACCCAGAUGUGUUUACACUGCCUUCACGGACUUAUUUCCCAAAAUGACAAUUGAAGGUAAGGCCAGUCAAAGUGCCUGACUGACUGCAUUGGUCCUCUUGAGUUGAGAGACAUAUUUAUUUCCCCAUCAUUUCCACAUUUAAUACUGUAGGAAGAUAAUUUUCCAUUUUUAUUUUUUUUUACAUGUAAGAUUUCUUUAAGCUACCUCAUAACUGCUUUGCAAUACAUUUUGUGUUAACUGUCUCUUACAUUGUGCCCACUUAAGUUAAACUAGGCGGGUGUCUCAGAUGUUUUUACCAUAUAAAAAAAAAUGGUGUGUCAGUGGCAUAAUUACAGACUAUUAUGGCCUCAGAUAGAGCUCAUCUUCAUAUGUUCUGUCUUGUAGAUGUAAGGAGAAGAUGCAACGAUUCUCACCGGCGUCGUUUUCUUUCUAAAUCAGCAAGUAAAUUGCGUGAGUCAGUUUAAUUCGAACACGCCUGCUUGGCGUCUUCGACAAGGAAGAGAUCUGCAUCAAAAGUUUCCAAGCUGAUGGGUUGCACCGCAUUGGUGCUUUGUGUUACGAGUACAUUCUGAUCUGCUAAGAUAACAAUCUGUCAUAUUUCUCUUCUUUUUUUUUUUUUUUUUUUUCUGGAUGUGGUAAUGCUAAAGAUUAGUAACAUGUGAAACUUUAGACCUGUGUCUCCUGUUCUUGCGGUGUGGCGUGCCGCUGCGUUAGAGUCUGCUGUCAGCGGGACACUUCAGAGAUACGAACGGAGAACAACGCCCGUAUUUGCACCCAGUUAGUGCUCUGACAAAACUUGAGAGUGUGUGUUUAAGUUUUUUGAAGUUCUAAAGAUAGCCGAUAUCUUCAGGCAGAGAGCAGAUUGCAUAAUGAAAAUGCUGCAGCCUAGUCGUCAGUGCCUGUGAUUUUAGUCAUUUUUGUAAAUUAUUUGAUUGAAUUUAAACAUUUUGCAACUGAUUAGUCUACAACUAUGCUGUUCAUGCUGUCGACAGGCUCUAAUGCGCAGCACGCCAUUGCACAGGAGUUCCAAAACACUUUUAGCAUUUUCUAUCCUCGCUGUGAAACAGUAGCUUUGUUCCUUUACUGGCACAAGCCUUGCUAAUUUUCAAAAAAAAAAAAAAAAGAGAAAAGAAAAAAAGUGUAGCUGCUGUGUUUCAGUACGUCCAGUGUUUACUGCAACCAGAACGUCUGUUUCCUCAUCGCGCCAGGAAGGGUACAAACCACACAUAAUAAUAAUAAUAAACAAGGCGUCAACAGUUCUAGGGCCCAGACACAGUGCUGGUCACUAUAUGCCAAUAAAUAUUGGAUAAAAAAAAAA
Messenger RNA from Fundulus heteroclitus (mummichog), 2788 nucleotides. RefSeq names its product adrenoceptor beta 2, surface a. NCBI's taxonomy places the organism in Eukaryota, Metazoa, Chordata, Actinopteri, Cyprinodontiformes, Fundulidae. Gene Ontology annotation, molecular function: norepinephrine binding; beta2-adrenergic receptor activity. The record is from RefSeq and is a predicted model, not a curated record. Gene Ontology annotation, cellular component: membrane. Gene Ontology annotation, biological process: adenylate cyclase-activating adrenergic receptor signaling pathway; negative regulation of smooth muscle contraction; norepinephrine-epinephrine-mediated vasodilation involved in regulation of systemic arterial blood pressure.